Eruca vesicaria subsp. sativa (arugula) is the source of this 243-nucleotide messenger RNA. The record is from the annotation of a GenBank genome assembly. NCBI's taxonomy places the organism in Eukaryota, Viridiplantae, Streptophyta, Magnoliopsida, Brassicales, Brassicaceae.
AUGGUGAACAUUCCAAAGACAAAAAAGACUUACUGCAAGAACAAGGAAUGCAAAAAACAUACAUUGCACAAGGUGACACAAUACAUAAAGGGUAAAGACAGUCUCGCUGCUCAAGGAAAGCGUCGUUAUGACCGUAAGAAAUCUGGUUAUGGUGGUCAGACCAAGCCCGUCUUCCACAAGAAGAGGUGCAAGCAUUUUGAGAUCGGUGGAGACAAGAAGGGGAAGGGAACAUCUCUUUUCUAA